UUCUCAAAUUAUCAUUGUGCAACAGGUUAAAACUCUGUUUCGUUGGCAAAUUAAAAUGAAUCUACUACACGGUUUGUUUUUGGUGCUAUUUAUCGUUGAAUUUUCGGAACUUCAAGGAAAACAUGGCUUUUUCUCGCAAGCUCUUCUCAAGGGCGAAGUAAUCGAAAAUAUGUCACAGGCAAAGUUUGUAGCUGGAAUCUAUGCCCCCGCAAGAUAUUUGUAUCUAUUCAAAGACAAAUCAACUGAUGCUUAUAGAGCAAUGCUGUCCGAAUGUACCGCAUUUAUUCUGUCAAAAACGGAAAUUAUCACGAAUGCCCAUUGUGUGGCUGGCGCUCCAUAUAUUUAUGUGGUAGUUGGUACAAAAGUUGCAUUGGAAAAAAACCUAAUCAAAGUCGAAAAAGAGAACAUUGCAUGGCACCCUCAUUAUAGUCAUUUAAUUGUUGGUGCAUUUGAUAUUGCCAAACUUACACUGAAAACGCCGUUAGAAUUCAGCGAUACCGUUGGCAGUAUCAAACUCGUGGACAAGGAUUACAAAUUGAAUAACACAUCAGAAGCGGUCACUGUCUAUGGGUAUGGCGUGUUGAACAACAUCGGACCAAUGAUAUUGAGGCGUUGCGAUGCGAACUAUAUAUCUGAUGUCGAUCGUGUCAGCGCAUUUAACCCAGUUCAGACUUUGUACUUUACCACUGGCGAAGCUAGGAACGAUGGCGAAAUUAUUACACCUGGCGAUUCGGGUGGACCAGUCAUUUCAAAAACAAAUGGCAAAAUCGUGGGCAUAACUACGGGUAUAAAUGGAACAACAGGUGGCCGCGGAAUGUUCAUCCCAAUUGCAUCAUUCCUUGGUUUUAUCCAUGAUCCAAAGAGCGUGAAACCACUUCCACCUUCGCUUACACCCAACGAAGCUAAAUUCUUAGCCGAUAUAGUGGUACCGGGAA
Messenger RNA from Sitodiplosis mosellana (orange wheat blossom midge), 935 nucleotides. Its product is annotated as serine protease 3-like. Lineage: Eukaryota; Metazoa; Arthropoda; Insecta; Diptera; Cecidomyiidae. Gene Ontology annotation, biological process: proteolysis. The record is from RefSeq and is a predicted model, not a curated record. Gene Ontology annotation, molecular function: serine-type endopeptidase activity. The transcript has 5 exons. The annotation marks the transcript as partial.